AUGUUGUCUACAAAUGAAUUCACGACAAUCGUUGAUGAAGCAAUUCGACGAGUACUCGGUCAAGCCGCACCCAACUAUCAGCUAGGUCCAUUCGAUGAGACCACUCGCAAAGGUUCGGUCGUUGUGGCCGCAUCAGAUUCGCAUCUAGUAUGGGCUGCAUUGUCGGUUUAUGGUCGACAUUUCGGAACACCAGUUGCGCUUCAUUUGAAUUCGGAUUUUUGUCAUGUGAAAAUGCGGCAACGACUACAGAAACUUCUGUUCUGA
Molecule: messenger RNA, 264 nt
Organism: Anisakis simplex (herring worm)
Lineage: Eukaryota; Metazoa; Nematoda; Chromadorea; Rhabditida; Anisakidae
Source: the annotation of a GenBank genome assembly